Messenger RNA from Aspergillus calidoustus, 894 nucleotides. NCBI's taxonomy places the organism in Eukaryota, Fungi, Ascomycota, Eurotiomycetes, Eurotiales, Aspergillaceae. The record is from the annotation of a GenBank genome assembly.
AUGUCUAACGGCACUGUCAGAUCGUCCUUUGACGGAGUCAAAAUCGACGGAGACGGCAACUUUGUCUGCAAGUGUGGCUUCCCGACGAGAGACUACCGCGUGAAGAAGAAGGCGAGUCCCUACUACGGGCAGCAAUACUACGCCUGCGCAAAACACAGCCGCGAUCCGAAGCAAUGCGAUGUCUGGAUCUGGUUUGACGAGAAGGACCGCGUGAGCCAGUUAAUACCUCCUGAGAUGCGAUCGCUCCGAACCCCGCGCAAACAGAAAGAUAUUCGUGAUUUCGGACUAUACACACCACCGUCUACGAAGAGGAAGGCAGAGAGCAAGGCAGAUACACAGUCGUUUGAUAGCGGUGUUGGGGACUUGGAGGGGACUGGAGAGCCAGCGUCGCCGUCGUCAUUACGACCUGCGAAGAGAGCACGGAGUGCCGAUGCGGCGACUCAGACAGGAGACGGUGCUGCGCGACCCCCUGUCAGACCUACACCCAGACGGCGGUUGUUCGAUGAAUUCUUAGACUCUCCGAGGAGGAACAAUACUGGUAACACGGCCUCAUCCGUACCAGGUGAGGCUUUGCGCAGAGGCAGCUUAUUCGGCUCAUCAAUACGCAAAUACUCUCGUGACCAGCCCCACACAGAGAAAUUAGCUUCACCCACAAUAGCAGUUGACGCCAGUUCAACGCCGUCACGAAGUCCCGGAUCCCGUCUAAGUUCGCGAGAGCGGAGAGUCCAUUUUACACCACCGUCAUCCAACAAUCGUGAUUCGGAUACUGGCCUCGCUCCGCUCAAUGUCGAUAGUGACGCCGAAUCGUACGGAUGGAAUGAUGAGAUGGCCGGGGACAUCGUUGAUCUCGCGAAGAACGUGGAGAAUCCACGAUCCAGCCCUUUGUUCGUCUGA